This is a messenger RNA of Acanthamoeba castellanii str. Neff, 555 nucleotides long. RefSeq names its product small Gprotein. NCBI's taxonomy places the organism in Eukaryota, Discosea, Longamoebia, Acanthamoebidae. The transcript is spliced from 4 exons. Gene Ontology annotation, molecular function: GTPase activity; GTP binding; GDP binding. The record is from RefSeq and is a predicted model, not a curated record. Gene Ontology annotation, cellular component: plasma membrane. Gene Ontology annotation, biological process: Rap protein signal transduction. The coding region runs from base 1 to 555 and encodes 184 amino acids.
AUGUUGGAAUACAAGAUCGUCGUGCUCGGAAGCGGUGGUGUGGGUAAGUCGGCCCUCACAGUCCAGUUCGUCCAGGGUAUCUUCGUCGAAAAGUACGAUCCCACAAUCGAAGACUCGUACCGUAAGCAGGUCGAGGUCGAUGGCCAGCAGUGCAUGCUUGAGAUCCUCGACACGGCCGGAACUGAGCAGUUCACUGCCAUGAGGGACUUGUACAUGAAGAACGGACAGGGCUUCAUUCUUGUAUAUAGCAUCAUCGCCCAGUCCACAUUCAACGACCUCGAGGACCUGCGGGACCAGAUCCUGAGGGUGAAGGACACCGAGGAUGUGCCGAUGGUGCUGGUGGGUAACAAGUGCGAUCUCCAGGACCAGAGGGCGAUCUCGAGGGACCAGGGCGAGGGCCUCUCCAAGAAGUUCAACUGCGCCUUCAUCGAGGCGUCGGCCAAGUUGAAGAUCAACGUCGAGAACGUCUUUUUUGACCUCGUCAGGCAGAUCAACAAGAAGAACACCGGCAACAAGACAGGCGACAAGAAGAAGAAAGGCUGCGCUCUCAUCUAG